AUGGAGGUGUUAGAUACGUAUUUGAAUGAGAUAUUUCAAUGUUCUAACUCCCCCGUAAAUGAACAACUAAUACGGUUAUCGAAUUUACUCAAUGUAAAUCCAGCUAUCAAUCCCUACAUUGUCAGAAUUAACAAUUUACCGUUUCUACAAGACAAAUAUUUAAAUGAUCUAAUCGAUGGUAAGCACUUCUACAAAGAUGAAUGGUUAGCAUUUAAUGAAGUAGUCAUAUCAUUUAUCAGAUUGAGCAACCAAUUGAAUCCUUGGUCCAGUUUGGAGUCAUUUGACCUUUACACCAAUUACAUAAAUGAUUUGUCGGUAGCAUUUAAUAACGCCAACAGAGGAUAUCUAAUUACAUACUUAGUCAAGGACACAAUACGAUUUGUGAUCCCAAUAGCCACUAAGUUAGACUACCAGUUGUACUACAAAGAAAAUUGCAUGAAGCCCCGGUUGGCGUAUUUGGCAUCGAUCUUAUUGAAGAUCUUCAACAACAUCAGAUCGCAACUCUCAGGAGAUGUGAGUGACACCACCAUAAAGGUCUCGUCUAAGAGCUCGAUUAUUCUCUAUAUUGGGAUCAGACUCUGCCAGACGUACUUCAAGUUAUCGAAUCCGUUGCUAUGCCGCAACAUCUUCAGCAAUAUGAAUAACGCCAACCUCGCCAUGGGCAAAUACGACAUGAACGAACAGAUCCAAUACCGUUUUUACUUGGGCCGGUUUUACUUCUUGAAAAAUCAAUUGGUCGACGCCUACACUCACCUCCUCUGGUGUCUUCAACGAUGUCCAGUGGUGGCUGAUUCAUCCAACAUUACGCGGAUCCUCCAAUACCUCAUACCCAUCAGCAUCGCCAUCGGAAAACGUCCGAACUUCAAUUUCCUCCAGCAAAUGUACUACUCGUCACCCAGCACCACCCCGUCGUUUUUUGCAAUCUACCUGGACCUUUCGCAGGCCGUGUCGCUGGGGAACUACGCGCAUUUCUACACAACCAUCACCAACCCGUCCGUUUACUCGUUCCUCAAGGAUGCUGAUCUUCUCGUGUUGCUCUCUUCCAAAUGCGUAUUGCUCGUUGUCCGCAACCUCAUCAAGCGUCUCUGGAUGCUCGCAGGAAAGGUCCCAAAGCUAGACUACGACUCGAUCAAAUUGGGCCUCUCGGCCUCGGUGUCACUCCCUGAUGGCACUCCCUUAACAUCGCUACCCUACUCGAUGCAUACGUUCGUCUCACAUGCCCCCGACGACCUCACCAUCGAAAACAUCUUGAUUUCGCUCAUCGACCAAAAUCUACUCAAGGGAAAACUUUUUCCGAGGCUCCGAGUGGUAUCGCUCUCAAAAGUUAAUGUAUUCCCUCCUGUCGACCAUAUUAACUUCCUACGCUUUGGAAAUGGGCCCGAAGGCUCUCUAAACGCCUCCGACAGAUGGCUCCGCAACUAG
Messenger RNA from Debaryomyces hansenii CBS767, 1422 nucleotides. RefSeq lists its product as uncharacterized. The record is from RefSeq and is a predicted model, not a curated record. The transcript has a single exon. NCBI's taxonomy places the organism in Eukaryota, Fungi, Ascomycota, Pichiomycetes, Serinales, Debaryomycetaceae. Gene Ontology annotation, biological process: post-transcriptional tethering of RNA polymerase II gene DNA at nuclear periphery; transcription elongation by RNA polymerase II; poly(A)+ mRNA export from nucleus. Gene Ontology annotation, cellular component: transcription export complex 2. Gene Ontology annotation, molecular function: double-stranded DNA binding; RNA binding. Bases 1 to 1422 code for a protein of 473 amino acids.